AUGUAUGAGGUUUACCACCUAAAAAAGCCUGGUAGUGUCAGAGUCGUUACCGUUCGUUUACAAGGCCCGUACUUGUGUAACAGCCUGCUUGGUGUCUUACUUAGAUUCCGUAGAGAAAGAGUUGUAGUCACCAUGGACGUGGAGCAGAUGUUUCAAAAUUUCAAGACUCCGAAGGAACAUCAGCGUCUUGAGGGUUUUUUUUUUUGGCACCAGAACAAUGAUAUGAACUUACCAUUAGUUGAUUAUCAAAUGACUAUUCAUGUAUUUGGGAGCACCGCAUUGCCAGCUGUCGCGACUUAUGGGCUCCGCAAAGCUAUAGAAAAUUCGGACGAUGAUGUGAAGAAACUCGUUAACAACAACUUCAACGUUGACGAUGGACUGCUGUCUGUGCAAACAGAGGACCAAGCAAGUGACAUUGUACUCCGAAUUAAACAAACAUUGAUGGAUGGUUGCAACAUCAGACUACACAAGUUCGCUUCAAAUAGCAGAGCAGUGCUGGAUCCAUCCCCUCAAAGUGAUUUAGCCUCAAAUCUGAAAGAUUUGGGAAUUGCUACCUUACCAAUGCAGCGCAGUUUAGGGUUUCUAUGGAACACUGAUAUGGACAGAUUUGCUUUUAAAGUGAUACUAACAGAGAGAGUUUAA
Molecule: messenger RNA, 642 nt
Organism: Ostrea edulis (European flat oyster)
Lineage: Eukaryota; Metazoa; Mollusca; Bivalvia; Ostreida; Ostreidae
Exons: 1
Coding region: 1-642 (213 amino acids)
Source: RefSeq, a predicted model, not a curated record